ACAGCUCGGCGCGCCAUUGGGCGGCGGGAGCGAGGGCCCCCGCGCGGCGGCCCGCCUCUCGGCGCCGGGGUAGGCUGAGCCGGGAGGGUCCUCGGCUAAAGCCAAAAGCGGAUCAAAGUGGUGGGACUCGCGCCGCGGCCGCGGAGACGUGAAGGCCCCGCGCACGCCGCCUCGCCGUCCGGGUCGGUGCUCGCCCUCGCUGUGCUGUCCGCGGCCCCAUGGAGAAGACGGAGCUGAUCCAGAAGGCCAAGCUGGCCGAGCAGGCCGAGCGCUACGACGACAUGGCCACCUGCAUGAAGGCCGUGACGGAGCAGGGCGCCGAGCUGUCCAACGAGGAGCGCAACCUGCUCUCGGUGGCCUACAAGAACGUGGUCGGGGGCCGCAGGUCCGCCUGGAGGGUCAUCUCGAGCAUCGAGCAGAAGACCGACGCCUCCGACAAGAAGCUGCAGCUGAUCAAGGACUACCGGGAGAAAGUGGAGUCCGAGCUGCGGUCCAUCUGCACCACGGUGCUGGAAUUGUUGGAUAAGUAUUUAAUAGCCAAUGCAACUAAUCCAGAGAGUAAGGUCUUCUAUCUGAAAAUGAAGGGAGACUACUUCCGGUACCUUGCUGAAGUUGCUUGCGGCGAUGAUCGGAAACAAACGAUAGAUAAUUCCCAAGGAGCUUACCAAGAGGCUUUUGAUAUAAGCAAGAAAGAGAUGCAACCCACACACCCAAUCCGCCUGGGGCUGGCUCUUAACUUUUCUGUAUUUUACUAUGAGAUCCUUAAUAACCCAGAACUUGCCUGCACACUGGCUAAAACGGCUUUUGAUGAGGCCAUUGCAGAACUUGAUACACUGAAUGAAGACUCCUACAAAGACAGCACCCUCAUCAUGCAGUUGCUUAGAGACAACCUAACAUUAUGGACAUCAGACAGUGCAGGAGAAGAAUGUGAUGCGGCAGAAGGGGCAGAGAACUAAGUGCAUACAGGGUGUCAUCCUUCUUCCCUCAAGAAACCUUUUUACUCAUCUCCAUUCCUUAUUCCAUUUGGAUUUCCUGUAGCAAAGAAACCCAUUCCUGUGUAUGGAA
Hippopotamus amphibius kiboko is the source of this 1065-nucleotide messenger RNA. It is a transcript of the gene YWHAQ, whose product is annotated as tyrosine 3-monooxygenase/tryptophan 5-monooxygenase activation protein theta. Gene Ontology annotation, biological process: signal transduction. The record is from RefSeq and is a predicted model, not a curated record. NCBI's taxonomy places the organism in Eukaryota, Metazoa, Chordata, Mammalia, Artiodactyla, Hippopotamidae. Bases 219 to 956 code for a protein of 245 amino acids. Gene Ontology annotation, cellular component: cytoplasm. The transcript is spliced from 6 exons.